Harmonia axyridis is the source of this 800-nucleotide messenger RNA. RefSeq names its product 60S ribosomal protein L24-like. The annotation marks the transcript as partial. Gene Ontology annotation, molecular function: mRNA binding; structural constituent of ribosome. NCBI's taxonomy places the organism in Eukaryota, Metazoa, Arthropoda, Insecta, Coleoptera, Coccinellidae. Gene Ontology annotation, biological process: cytoplasmic translation. The record is from RefSeq and is a predicted model, not a curated record. The transcript has a single exon. Gene Ontology annotation, cellular component: cytosolic large ribosomal subunit.
UUUGCCAAUUUAAAAACUACUGAAUCUAGGGCAAUCAUAUCAUCAGAUGAUGACGAUGACAUCUUUCACGCUCAAUGUUUCGAACAGAACUACCAGUUUCAGCCAGCAAUUACUCUUUCCUCCAUAGUAGCGAGAAAACAGAACCAUUUAUUGAGGAAUCCAAGGAAAGUAACAUGGGCCAUCCUCUACAGAAGGAAACAUAAGAAGAGUCAAGAGGAGGAAACUACCAAAAAACGUACCAGGAGGACUCAAAAAUUCCAAAGGGCUAUUGUAGGAGCUCCUCUAAAUGGCAUUAUGGCUAAGAGAAAUCAAGGGCCUGAAGUGAGGAAAGCUCAGGGAGAACAAGCCAUCGGGGCUGUCAAAGAGCAGAAGAAGAGCCAAAAGGCUACCAAGAGGGCUGCCGCUCCACCUAAACCCAAAGCUGCACCUAAACAGAAAGCAGCCAAAAAUGUAGAAAAGGCUGCACCACGUGUAGGAGGCAAACGUUAAUUUAAGAUCCUCAAUAAUUCAACUUACUUGUACUCAUUUCCAGCUGCUCACGUUGGAAUCGGACUGGUGACCUACUGGCCCGAGUAGACCUUCUCAAACCUGAAGAAUAAAGAAAUAUAUUUCAGAAUUAAAAAUUAAUUUGAAUGUGAAAAAUUGUUAUUGUUUGUCUUCUUUAUGAAUCGAUUAUGUUACACACAAAAGAAAAGCGAUAACAUAAAAUCCGGAUCUUUAAGAAGCUUGUGAAAAAUCAUCGGCCGGCCGUACAGAAUUGAUAUUCUUCCAGAAAACAAUUCUUCGGUAUUAAAUUUAUC